CGUGGACCCGCGGAUAACCUUAAAAGUACGGGAACGUGACCGCGAUAGGACGACCGCGUGAUAAUCGCGCCUCGGACGGCUCGCGGCCGUUUGACAAUUGGAGCGUGGUGCCGAGGCUGGUGCGUGCGACGGGCCGACUCACUACUCCACGUCUUUGGAGAGCGCGAGGGGAGGAGCAUGCGAGUGCUGACGGGUAUCUCCCAGCCGAAGCCGCCCCGAAAAUGCCCGCAGCAGACACUCGCGCACUCGCGUCGCCGAUCUCCCCCGAGUCGACGGAAUCCCGGGAACGCGUCCGCCGCUGUCGCGGAAACGCGCGGACCGUACAGUAAUCCCGACGGCGCGUCGUAACGUCCGUCCCUUCCCCGGCGAGGAGCUCGUGCGCCGCAUGUUUCCACGGCGACACCGACGGCACGCGCGCGGUGGUGUUUAUAGGUUAUGCACAUGCCUCUUUCAGUGUUCGCGGGAGAGAAUCGCGCCCGCGUGGAGUCGAUCGCGCGCGAUUGAGCCCGCAACAAGUACAAAGUUCGCCGACUCGCUCUACGUUCGUUCAAAGGGAGCCUUACGACUCGCUCGUUCUCUCCGCCUCCAGCUUGUCGCGCAUCGACGAGCGAAUCCACAAACGUCGCCGUGUAAAUAGAGCCCGUUGGUAUCCUUCGAUCAUGUUUUGAAAGUUUUUGCAUUGUUUUCGUGCGAAAGUUCCCCCCCACCGAAUGCUCCGGCCGACCGCGGACCGCAGACACAAGGGCGACAGACUUUCCUGAGCAACGGGAAAUCCGUCUCGCGACAGUCGCGCGCGCGCGCCAAGUCGUCGUCCACGAGGGUAACGCACGUUGCUCCGUCGCGCGUGCACGGAAGGAUCGCCUUGUCCGCGCUCGAGGAUGGAACGCGACGGGACGAGUUUGACGAGCGUCGAUUCGCGAUGCCAUGCGUGUGCACCGUGAACUCGGUGCCCGCGUCGCGUCCCCGCCGCGGCCAAGUGCCGGCUGCCGUUGGCCUUGUGAACUUUGAUCGUAAUAAUCCAGUGCCUCCUCGGGAAAAUACCGCGACAGCAAUUUUCUACUUGCGAGCGACGAGACGCGUCUAGCUCCGCGCCACAGCGAAUCAUGACUGAGAUUAGCAUAGAUAGUCUACGAAACCUCAUCACGCACUUCGCCAAGAACACGUACAGGACUAAGGAUGCCGAUGUUACGAAUCAGGAGAUCAUGCAGAGAUGUAUGCUGCUUGCGGCCUUUGAUUACGACUACUCUACAAUAGACAACAGCGGCGGUGAGCUCUGCGCGCAUUAUCCCAGCUACCUUGUAAUAUUGGAGCACGACAAGUUUCGAAACUCGAAGAACUGCGACGCGCCGCCGGUGGCGUCGCCGUACGUGAUGGAAAAUACGUACGGCAGCACGUGUUUAAGGAACAAGCUACUGAAACUGAUGACCCACUCAAGAUUCGCCAGAUGCCGUUCAAGAUUUCCCGUGCCAGUAAUACUUUACAAGGGCAGACACGUAUGCAGAUCCUCGACGUUGUCCAGCAGCCCGGAGAUGUUCGGUAGAGCCGGAUUAGAUUUCUUGCUAUCUAGCGUAGCCAGCGGCGGCGCCAGCUCAGUGCAGCCGGUUGCGCAGGUAGAGGAGAGUUUACCCAAGGAGGAACCGAAGCUCACCGACUUGAAAAAUAAAGUUAGACAUUACGACAUAGAACUUCUUAAGACUCUCGACGUGGGAACCAUCGUGGACUUUAUGGUGGAGAAGAAGAAAGUUAAAUAUGGGAUGACCGUAACCUCGUCGGAAAAGGUAGACCAAGAGAGGCGGUACAGCAACUUUAACCUCAUUUCACUGCCAUAUCCCGGAUGUGAGUUCUUCAAGGAGUUUAGAGACCAAGAUUAUCGCUCCAAGGAUCUGGUGUUUAACUGGUGCCAGAAUUACAUAGACGCGCCAAUAUGUGUACCUGAGGACCCAAUCUCCAGUCAAUUACGAGUCAACUGGGAUCAGUAUACGGAAUGGAAUCUAGUCAAAUUAACGCAGAACUAUUUAAGAUUAAUACUGAGAUAUCUGAACGAAAGUAAGAAGGGAUUACUGAUUCACUGCAUCUCAGGCUGGGACCGCACGCCGCUAUUUAUUUCUUUACUGAGAAUCAGUCUGUGGGCUGAUGGGGUCAUUCAUACGACGCUGGAUUCGUAUCAGCUGCUGUAUUACACCAUCGCUUACGACUGGAUGCUUUUCGGGCACGACUUGGCGGAUCGACUCAACAAAGGAGAGGAGAUACUUUUUUUCUGCUUCGAUUUCUUAAAAUACAUUGAACACGAACAGUACAGCAUACACAAGCAUUACGAGAGAACGUCGAAACGCAGCGAGACGGAAACUUUUGCGAUUGACAGCGAUUCUUUCGAGAUCAUUACAAACUCCAGUUUCAGCCCCAAGAACAGUUCAUCCAGUUCUAUUGAACAAAAUAGCGUAGACGGCGAUUCAUCACCAGCUGUGUUUCUCACCGACUCCCUGGACAAUCAAGAUGACCCACGAAACAAUGUAAAUCUUGCACACGGCACACUUACCACAUCUCCAAAUAAAGAGGGUGGUGCCGCGCAAGAAUCUCGUUCGCCGUUGCCCGCAAAUCGUACGUCUCCGAUCGGUGUUCCCAUACCACGCAAUCCGCAUAUUCGACAACGAAACGACUCGACGUCUUCUGGCGACUCGUGGCAAUUGGUAACGGGGACUGGUAGCCUCUGUGGCUCCACGACUGCUAAUGCUGUACAUCUGGACAACCUAUUCACGCCCGAUUCAGAUUGUAAGCCAUCAUGUACUACUUGCCGUAGAAGUCGCCGUACGUCGCAAGAACGCAGUGCAAACGUAAAUGACGAUGAAACUAGUGUAUCCCAGACACAACGCAAAGAACGGCUGCAUUGCCUUCGAAAUAUAUUUUAUAAGGCUUAUGGACCUCAUGGAUUUCGAUUAAAGGACGAAUCAGGUGGAAUCAGCCAAUACAUUGGAAACAUUGUUGGGAUGACUUCCAUUCAACGCACAUCCUAGUGACAAAUGUUAUUCGGUGACUUUCCACGAGCAUAAAUUUAUAGUCGAUUUUUCUAUUCUAGGAUUAUUGUAGUGUUUCUUCUGUUUUAAUAAUUUUUUAUUUUUUCUAAUUGCAUGUACACAGGAUUAAAUUAUGUCUUGCGUGUCUUGUCUUUAACUUGUUUUUUUUCUAAUAUGAUUUUAUAUGGUAAAUGUAGACAGAUGUAAAUAAGAGAACAGGGAAAUUGUAACAUGCAAUUAAAUCUCUUUAAUUACAUGUUACAACUUUUAAAACUUCCAAAAGUUACUUUAAAUUAACUUUUUUAAGUUUUAAAAAAUUAAAACUCAUUAA
This is a messenger RNA of Vollenhovia emeryi, 3342 nucleotides long. RefSeq names its product myotubularin-related protein 14 (gene EDTP). Bases 1104 to 3011 code for a protein of 635 amino acids. Gene Ontology annotation, molecular function: phosphatidylinositol-3-phosphate phosphatase activity. The transcript has 6 exons. The record is from RefSeq and is a predicted model, not a curated record. Lineage: Eukaryota; Metazoa; Arthropoda; Insecta; Hymenoptera; Formicidae. Gene Ontology annotation, biological process: dephosphorylation.